Messenger RNA from Geodia barretti, 486 nucleotides. NCBI's taxonomy places the organism in Eukaryota, Metazoa, Porifera, Demospongiae, Tetractinellida, Geodiidae. The record is from the annotation of a GenBank genome assembly.
AUGGGCGACUACUGCACGCUCAUGAACCAGUCGACGAUUGAGGGCAUCGUUCGCUUUGGUACCGGGGUGCGUGUGAUGUCCCACGUGUACAUACCUUCCCGCACGUGGGUGGGCGACCACGUGUUCAUCGGCCCCGGCGUCACAUUUACCAACGACCGGUUUCCCGGCCGCAUCGAGCCGAUGCCGACUCCUCGCGGGGCGACCAUCGAGGACGACGUGAUGAUCGGAGGCGGCGUGACGGUGAUGCCGGACAUCACCAUCGGCGAGGGCAGCUUCAUUGCGGGAGGCGCGGUCGUGACCAAGGACAUCCCGCCGAGAAGCUUCGUCAUAGGCGUGCCGGGGAGGAUAUCCCCGCUACCCGCCGCGCUCGACCGCCCGAAUAUCCGCGAGCUAACGAUCCAGACCCGCAGCUUCUGGGAUCCGCGCUCUCCAUACCAAGGGGAGUCGGUCUGGCCCGACUGGUGGCCGGACAAGUUCAGUGACUAG